AUGUUGACAAUGAAUGAAAAAUACUUACUUUGUUAUUUUUUACAAUACAAUAAAUUUUUAACACUAAACGAAGUUACAGAUAUAUUUAUAGAUAUAUUAAUAGGAUGUAGAGAAUUUGAGUGUGGAAUAACAAAGAUGAGUUGGACAGCUUUAAAACUUUCGAAACUACCAGAUGUUUCACUGCCACUCUACGGCCAUUCUGCAACGAUCUCUGGUGAGCGUGAUAUAGUGAUAUUCGGUGGAUACGAUAUUAUAAAUGAUCGUAUUACAAACAACUCUUAUUUAUUAAAUACAACAAAGAGAAAUCAAUGGACUAGACUAGAUAGUGAACAACCACUACAUGAUUAUCAACAACAACACCAGUUACAACAACAACAACAACAAUUACAACAACAACAACAAGUAUCAAGUUCACCUUCUUCUCCAGUCAACCAAACACUUCUCACCACAAAUAGUAAUCUAAGUUUUUCAUCACCAACUUUCUACUCACCGGUUGUAUCUUCACGUAGUCGUUCUUCUACAAUAUCACAUUCAUCUCCACGUGGAAAUAACAAUAGUAAUAAUAAUAGUAAUAAUAGUAAUGGUAAUAUGAUUCUGUCCAAUGACGAUAGUGUUUUGAGUAGUAAUAUUUUGAGAGGUGCGAUACAGAUACCGAGCAGUCCUUCACCGCUGUCGAAAUCCAGUCAGUUCACAGUGUCAACGUUUUCAAAUCAGACAUCUCCUCCGAUACCAUCGACUGGUCACAGCUCGAGUGGCAUCCUGCCAUUCUCUGUGAUUACACCGGGUGCAAACAGAGGUGUUCCACCAUCACCACGUUACUACCACACCUGUAAUGUAGUUGGUUCUAGAAUAUUUAUAUUUGGUGGAUACGAUGGCACUCAUCUCUACAACGAUCUACACAUUUUCAACAUCGACGGCAUGGAGUGGACUCAACCCGAGACACAGGGUGACGCGCCAACCCCGCGUUGCGGACACACCGCUACAGUGAUUGGAUCGCGUAUUUUUGUAUACGGUGGAAGUCUGAGCGGUGUCAAUCACCCGAUUACAGGCAAUCACGAUAUCGACCUCUACGUAUUGGAUACAGAGUCACUCACCUGGACAUUGAUAAAAACAACUUCCGGACAGUCGCCGUCUCCGCGCUACGGUCAUGUUUGUAUUUCGAUUUCGUCGCGACUCAUGAUACUCGGUGGCGCGGAAGCCAAACGUGAGAGUGGAGUGAAGCUGCCGAGUAAUCCAUUCAACACCUAUCACGUCCUGGAGACACUACGACUCGAUUUGAAAGCAUCGAAAUUCCGACAUCACGUAUCGACACUCCAUUCGCCACCCCGAAGACUGGACGCAUCGUUCGAAGACAGAAUGCUAAUGAAAGAUGGUGCAUCCGAUAUGGAAGGAGCAACAAGAACACGUAGACAUUCCAGUUAUAAACCACCACUCUCCUCAUCACUAAGUACAUUAUCAUCACCACCCUGUUUAACAACAACCAUUGUCUACAACAACAGUGAAUCACCAAACUAUAACAACAACAAUAACAAUAAUAGUAACAACAAUUUAAAUGGAAUAUUAAAGAAUCAUAUUCAACAACAACAACAAAAUAUACAGAAUCAUAGACAACAACAACUUCAACAAUUUCAACAGCAGCUACAGCAGCAGCAGCAACAACAGCAUUAUCAACAAUCUUCAAGUCCAUAUGAAAAUGAAGGUAUAUUGAGAGUUGGUGAAACUUGUAAUUCUUCGAGGUGUGCUCUCAACCAUAGUAUAUUGAGAGAUCUGUACUUUGAAAUGAAACAGAAGUAUCAAGAGGAAUAUGAAAAGCGUGUAAAACUGGAAAGAGAGUUGGAGCAGCUGCAGAAUGCCAAUCGAUUACCGAAUGGUGGAAGCAAUGCAGGUAGUUUCAAACACAGCAACAGCAGUAACAGUAUAUAUCGUCCUACUCUCGAUGGUUUCGAAGACUUGGCAAGAGAACUCUCUCGAUACGAAAAGAGAUUGAAAUGGGAGGAACUAGUCAAGAUUGAAUCUAAAAAUCAACUCUACCAACUUCGUAGUAAAUUCGAAACACUCUCCAAUAUUGUUGGUUAUGAACAUAAUUUAGUAUCAGCUGAUACAAAUAGUGAUACAAGUGAAUUAAGUGAUUUUAGAAAAGGAUUAAGUAGUUCAGAACUUGAUGUUGAUGAUUAUUCGAUAGAUACUGACAAUUCGUCAGUAACAAAGAGAACACCAUCCGGUGUUACACCUGUACAUCAACGAUCGUCGUCCACUCCACUGCCUGUCGUUAGUAAGAAGAAGGAGAAGGAAAGAGAAAAGGAAAGAGAAAAGGAAAGAGAACGUGAAGCUAGAGAGAAUAGUAUUACCAAUAGCAAUAGUGGAAGUACAAAGGAUCUAAAGAGUCACAGUGGAAUUCUAAAGCUGCUGACAAAAGCAGGUACAAAGAAGAGCAGUCGUACCUCGGGUCAAUUCGAAAAGAUCGUCGAUGAUGAACUCACACCAGUGCCAAGUGAUCUAUUAACAUCACUUCGAUCACCAAGAAAGAAUAGUUGUGAAGACAUCUUGGAAGAGAAUGGUAUAUACGAUGGUUCAUCAUCUACACACAGCAAUCAUCUAGAUGAUUUAGAUUCAAUCGAUGAAAAGAAAUCUAAAAAGAAAAUAGGAGAAAGAGAAAGAAAAGGAGAAGGAGAAGGAAAAGGAAAAGAAAAGGAAAAAGAGAAAGAAAAAGAGAAGGAAAAGAGAAGGAGAAAGAAAAGGAAAAAGAAAAAGAAAAAGAUAAAAAAGAAUAAAUCAUCAAGUAAAAUGAGUAAAUUAUUUGGAAAGAGUAAAGAUACACCACCAUUUAGAAGAGAUGUAUUUGAGAAGGUUAUAAAUCAUUUAGAAGCUAAUGCAUUGAACACAGAAAAUAUAUUUAGAAUUUCAGGAAAUAUGGAUACAGUUAGACAAAUCGUUAAAUCAUUCUCACACGACCCAAAUUUGAAUUUCGAAAUACACAAUGUCUCGAAUGCUCUUAAACACUAUCUAAGAUCAUUGGAUCCACCAUUGAUACAUUACGAAUUCUUUUUACCAAUGUUGGAUGCAUGGAAAAAUGAAGAUGCAGAUACAAUUAGAAAUAUAUGUUGGAAGAUACCAAGUGAUAAUAGAAUUGUGUUGACCAAGUUGGUCGAUUUACUCGUAAAGAUAUCGGAGAACUACGCGGUCAAUAGAAUGGAUCCAAAGAAUUUAAGUAUUGUGUUUGGUCCGACCAUUCUCAAGCCAAGACAACCAACACUUGAUCGUAUGGCACUGAUGACAGAGACUCAAGUCCUAUGCGGAAUCAUGCAGACAUUCAUAGAGGACUUUGACUUUAUCUUUGCUGAGAUUCCAAGUGGUCCUGCCAAGUCUUUUACAAGCUCUCGAAGUGACGCCGAGAAUGAUAGCGUCAACAACCUUAGCAAUCUAAUACCACCACUGGAAGAGGAAAGAAGUAACCAAACAACACCAUACACUUCAACACCAUCGAAUCAAUCACAAUCAACCUCACCCAUUCUAACUCCACAACAAACUCCACCCGGUUAA
Heterostelium album PN500 is the source of this 3540-nucleotide messenger RNA. RefSeq names its product WW domain-containing protein. The coding region runs from base 1 to 3540 and encodes 1179 amino acids. The record is from RefSeq and is a predicted model, not a curated record. NCBI's taxonomy places the organism in Eukaryota, Evosea, Eumycetozoa, Acytosteliales, Acytosteliaceae. Gene Ontology annotation, biological process: signal transduction. The transcript has 9 exons. Gene Ontology annotation, molecular function: protein binding.